This is a messenger RNA of Desarmillaria tabescens, 1884 nucleotides long. RefSeq lists its product as uncharacterized. The record is from RefSeq and is a predicted model, not a curated record. NCBI's taxonomy places the organism in Eukaryota, Fungi, Basidiomycota, Agaricomycetes, Agaricales, Physalacriaceae. The coding region runs from base 1 to 1884 and encodes 627 amino acids. The transcript has 4 exons.
AUGGCCGACCCGGUUGUCUACGACGAUGACGAUGACGAUGAGGACGAGCCAUUCGACGCUGAAUAUUUUGAAGACAUGGCUUUCCGGAUACGGAGCCUUUCUAAUGCCAUCUGGAUUACUGAAGAUCAUAUACCUAAAAUGGAUCCACCGCCGGAGAAGAGGAGCAUCUUUCGUGCGUAUAGCUGUCUCGCCACACUCCUCACCAGGGACUCUCGACAACAUGAGCCUGUGGUUGUGACGGGAAACCAUUUUCUGGGCAGAACAGGGAACGGUCCUUCCGUGGAGAUGGACUCUGUUGCCCCGAUACCCCAGUUCCUAACUGCUCUCGUCGUGGUUGACGAACGCUCUCAGUGGUCACAAUCGUCUCCGUCGUAUGAUGCCAUGGACGUUGAGCCACAGUUGUCGCAAAUUCUACACCGUGUUAUUAUACAGCCAGGCGAAUCAGGUCUAGAACAGCUUUCGGAAACUACAGAGUUGACACCCGACAUAACGCGCUAUGCGGAAGACCUUAUGGAAAUCAUCUUCACUCUUUCCAAGUCAAAAGAUCCAGAGCAGUUCCUGAGGGCUUGUCGUUAUAUCUUUCGACAAUGCUGGCCCGACAUAUUCGCUCGUGUUUUUGCCUCCGAAUCUGUGAUUCCAUUCAACCACUACAUCUACAGCAGCUUUGUGGAUUUCCUUCGCGCGUGGGAGCCACAACCUGACGACGAGAUGUACAUCCUUGGGGAGACUGACGGCUGGGAGGCCGUCUUGAGGACGAGUCUUCUCGCAAAACUAUUGCAAUCAAAGGACAUUGGGAGGGACGAGAAUGUUUUCGAAGGGCGGGAUGAAUAUGCCCUAACGCUAGAAACAGCAGGAGAGUGGUUCUCCAUUUUGUGCGAUAUCCUCGAGGCCAUCAUCGACAGCGCCCUGAGGUUCGAUGCCGACCGCACCGCCGGCUCUGAACUGGACACCCUGAUCGAGAACACGCAUGUUCUUACAGAACUUCUUGACUGCGGAGGAAUUCAAAGAAUAUUAAAAGCACCGUCGCUUGCUUCGCAUCUGAUAUCCUGCAAGGGUCAGAUGGAUAAUGAGAGAUUCGAACCUGACACCGACCCUGCACAUAAGACCAUCGAUGACGAGAGGAGGGACGGGGAACUACCAGGGGAGCACCUUCUACGUUAUCUGCAGACGCUGCUCGCUUGGUUUGAAUCGCUGGAUACCCUCGCUUCUACUGUGGCGGAGCGCGCUGAGGAAGAAGGCCUCCCAACACUCCGUAUCGUGUAUUCUUACCAGCCAACACCUGAUGCGACACCAGCGAAACCUCUGCAGAUGUACUCUCCCACGAAGACCAUUGAAUUUCUCUUGGAACAAGAGGACUAUGAUCCUCGGACAAUGGAGGCGAAACCCCGAGCGUGGAGCGAUGAACAGCUACAAGACAUACAUGAAGCUGUUGAAAAGCUGUUUCCGCGUCCCGGUGCUAAGCGCCAGAAUUUUAUUGGAAGUGUGCAUUCGGAGGCGCUGCUUAUGGACUACCUCGCCGAAACUAUGUGGCUGUAUCUUGACCAGGAUAACAUGUAUGGUUUCAAGGAGUCGAAUAAGUUUGUCGCCCUUCCGUUGCAUCAUCAAACAUGCUACUGCUGCAGCUUUCUGUACAGCGUUUUGUUCUGUAAAUCAGUACACCCUUGGAAUGUUCGGAAUCGAAGGUUUCCUGGACGUUUGAUUCCUUGGACUCCGCCACGGCUCUGGCAUAACACUGACGCGUUGAAUGCGUUGGAUAGUCAUUUGUUGGAGAUGAUUGAGACCGCUCUAAAUUCGGCCGUUAGAUCGAAGACGCCUACUAUGGAGAUGUUUGGGCUUGGGGAAGUACUUAAUCAGUCGUUGGGCGGUAUCCUGAGAGAAACAUGA